Molecule: messenger RNA, 2700 nt
Organism: Aspergillus saccharolyticus JOP 1030-1
Lineage: Eukaryota; Fungi; Ascomycota; Eurotiomycetes; Eurotiales; Aspergillaceae
Product: putative transcription initiation factor TFIID subunit
Exons: 5
Coding region: 219-2384 (721 amino acids)
Biological process (GO): transcription initiation at RNA polymerase II promoter
Cellular component (GO): transcription factor TFIID complex
Molecular function (GO): protein binding; RNA polymerase II general transcription initiation factor activity
Source: RefSeq, a predicted model, not a curated record
CGCGUGUCGGUUUUCCUUCCUCUCUUUGCUGCUUCUGUGAGCGUCAUCGCUUAUUAUUCUUCCCCUGUCCUGGACCUCCUUCUCCAGCCAACAGGAAGGAGUUAUUUGCCCCGUCAAAUUACCCUGUCCACCGUUCAGCAGCCAUGUCUGCGCCAGGCGGGGCCCCGAGCCCAGCUCCGCGAAGUGGAAGUAUGGGGCCCGGUCCAGGUGGGAUGUCGAUGCCUCCUCAGCAACCCAUGACCAACACCGGCCCUGUGACGCCUGGUCCACCUGCUCCACCGCCGCCGCCGCCGGGGGGGCCUAUGUCGCAGCAGAAUCUCAAUCAAAUAGUCAUUGAUUACUUAGCCAAGAAAGGCUAUAGUCGCACAGAGGCUAUGCUGCGCAUAGAGUCGGCGCAUCAAGAGAUCGAUGGCCGGCCGCCUAUGCCCCCUCUUGGAGAAGAUGCGCGUCCAAAGUAUCGACUUGGAUUCGAUUUGCUCAAGGUCUGGGUUGAGGACAAUUUGGAUCUGUACAAGCCUGAGCUCAGGCGUGUGCUAUGGCCGCUCUUUGUCUACACGUUUAUCAACAUGGUGUCCUCAUUCAAGCCUCAAGAGGCGAAACAAUUUUUUGAUAUGAACAAGAACCUCUUCUUGCCGGAACACACAGAAGACGUCCGCGCACUCGAGCCUAUCAGUCUCCCCGAACAUGUUCAGGACAACGCUACCGCCAAGCUGUAUAGAACAAACAAGUACCGCUUGGUUCUGAGCAAUCCGGCGUUUUCCAACCUCAUGCAGUUCCUAGAGAGCAAGCAGAAAGAAGGUGGAUCUGAUAUGACGGCGAUCCUCAGCAGUUACUGUACCAUCAUCACGAAAGAGCGCACUUCUGACGACCGAUUCAGCUUCGCCGCAAUGCUCGGUCAAAGUGAUGGCACACAAACCUUUCCCAGCGAAGAUGAGGGUAUUCCUGGUCACCACCCCGGAUCCGCCUAUACCGGGGAUAAUCCAAACAUGGCCGGGACUUUGCCAAGACUGAAACUGGGAAAGCUACCACUUGAGUCGACGCUGGAGACUGAUGUACGGGGCGAGCUCGCGGACGAGGAUGCCAAGCACCCUCCCGGCCCAGGGCAAAAUACUCUGAUACAAGAGUUCGAGCAGAUGAUCAAGAAAGAGGACGACGAAGAAGCCCCUACUCGCGCUGAUAUUCCGUAUCCCCCGUCGACCGCCCGAGAUGUCGCAAUCGAGGUCCAGAAGGUCAAAGAGAACCGCGACAGGUUUAGGAUAGAAGGCAGGACCGGAGGAGUCGGGCCUGCCGUCAGCGUCUGCAUGUUUACAUUUCACAAUACUUACGACGGCGUCAACUGCCUGGAUUUUUCUGAUGACCUCAUGCUCGUCGCAGCUGGUAUGCAAGAGUCUUAUAUUCGGGUCUGGAGCAUGGAUGGCAAGAAGAUUCAAUCGACCUACGACAAUGUGGAUGAUGUCCCAUCAAACUCUCGUCGUCUGAUUGGCCAUGCUGGACCAGUCUAUUCUGUGGCAUUUGCGCCUUCCAUCACACGUGCCGACAAUGCUAUUGCGCCGACCAACGCCCGUUGGUUGCUCUCUUCCUCAGCCGACAAAACAAUCCGUCUCUGGUCCUUGGAUCUUUGGCAAUGCAUGGUAGUAUACAAGGGCCAUGACCAACCUGUUUGGGAUCUUCAAUGGGGCCCCUUCGGCCACUAUUUCGUGUCUGGUGGCCAUGAUAAGACAGCUCGCCUGUGGGUCACAGACCACAUCCGCCAACAACGUAUCUUUGUCGGACACGACCAGGAUGUUGACUGCGUCUGCUUCCACCCCAACUCGGCAUAUAUCUUUACUGGCAGCUCUGAUCACACGGUACGCAUGUGGGCCGUGACUACGGGCAACGCUGUUCGUAUGUUCACCGGCCACACAGGGAACAUCACAGCUCUCUCAUGUAGCCGCGACGGAAAGCUUCUCGCAUCAGCCGAUGACCAUGGAUCGAUUCUUCUUUGGGAUCUAGCCCCAGGACGACUUCUCAAGCGCAUGCGCGGCCAUGGCAAGGGUGGCAUUUGGUCGCUCAGCUGGAGUGUUGAAUCCAAUAUCCUAGUGUCUGGCGGUGCUGACGGUACGGUUCGUGUCUGGGACGUUGCUGGUCCUGCGCAAGAUCCGUCGCAUGGUCGGGUUGUUGGCGAGGGUGGUGCAGGGACCAAAGUCGAUGGCGGCAAUCCCCCUGCGGCCAGCGCGCAAGCCUCCAGCUCCGUCGGACCCGGUAUGGGCAGUAAGAAGAAGGGCAAGGACGUGGUGGUCACGCCUGAUCAGAUCAGUGCGUUCCCGACGAAGAAGAGCCCUGUAUACAAGGUCAAGUUCACAAAUAUGAACUUGAUCAUCGCUGGAGGUGCUUAUCUUCCUUGAGAGAGGGCGACGGAGGGGAUGGGUGGAGUGGAUUGCAUGCACAGUGGCGCCAGAUACCCGUUUCUCUUUUCUUUUCUGUUUCUUAUAUCAUCACCUUCUUUUGCUCUUCCGUCGAGAUGAUCUGUCUCCUCCCGGCUUGCAUUGCCAUACGUGUUCGUUAGUGAAUUGGUUGGAUGAAUUGGGCGGCGUCCUGGAUGGGAAAUGCGAACAGAUGGCCGGCGGCUUUUGGUGUUUAUUUGGCAGAAUGCAUUUUCUUUCUUGAAGUUUGGUUGAGAACUUGCGGAAAGGGAAACAAUUACCUCGAGAUAUUACAGGA